GACCGGCGGGCGCAGGCAGCCAUGGGUGCCGGGCGCCGUCCGCGGUGGGCGCCGCUGGCGCUGGGUGCGCUGCUGGCCCUGGGGCUGCUCGGCCUCGGGGCGGCGGGCCGCCGAGUCCGCGACCCCGGCUUCCGCGAGGGCUACUUGGAGCAGCCGCUGGACCACUUCAACUUCGAGAGCUUUGGCAACGGGACCUUCCGCCAGCGCUUCCUGCUCUCAGACCGGUUCUGGGAGCGCGGCCGCGGGCCCAUCUUCCUAUACACGGGCAACGAGGGCGACGUGUGGGUCUUCGCCAACAACUCGGGCUUCAUCGUGGAGCUGGCGGUGCGGCAGAAAGCCCUGCUGGUCUUCGCGGAGCACCGGUACUACGGGAAGUCACUGCCGUUUGGGGCGCAGUCCACGCGGCCCGGGCACACGGAACUGCUGACUGUGGAGCAGGCGCUGGCCGACUUCGCCGUGCUCCUGCAGGCGCUGAGGAAGGAACUGGGGGUCCCGCACGUCCCCGCCAUCGCCUUCGGAGGGAGCUAUGGGGGCAUGCUGGCCGCCUACCUGAGGAUGAAGUACCCGCACCUGGUAGCUGGCGCACUGGCGGCCAGCGCCCCCGUCGUGUCCGUGGCAGGCCUCGGGGACCCCACCCAGUUCUUCCGCGAUGUCACAGCGGUGAGUGUGCUGGGGAGCCCCUGGAAGGAGAGGGCUGGCGGCCACUGCAACUCCGUGUCCCCGCAGGACUUCGCGGCCCAGGGCCCCGAGUGCGAGCAGGCCGUGCGGGAGGCGUUUGCAGAGAUUCAGUACUCUUUCCGGCGUCGAGCAUCCGGACGCAUCAGCCGGGACUUCCGCACCUGCCAGCCGCUCUCGGGGGCCAAGGACAUGAAGCAGCUGUUCGUGUUUGCUCGCAACGCCUUCACCAUGCUGGCCAUGAUGGACUACCCCUACCCCACCGACUUUAUGGGCCACCUGCCCGCUAACCCGGUCAAGGUGGGCUGCCAGCGGCUGCUCAGUGAGAACCAGCGCGUCGCCGGCCUCCGGGAGCUGGCAGGGCUGGUGUACAACUCCUCGGGCUCCGAGUCCUGCUACGACAUCUACAAGCUAUACCACAACUGUGCCGACCCCACCGGCUGUGGCACCGGCUCGGACGCCCGAGCCUGGGACUACCAGGCUUGCACCGAGAUCAACCUGACCUUCACCAGCAACAACAAGACGGACAUGUUCCCUUUGCUGCCCUUCACCGAGGCCCAGCGCCGGCAGUAUUGCCUCGACACGUGGGGCGUGUGGCCCCGGCGCGACUGGCUGAAGACCAACUUUGGGGGGGAUGACCUCAGAGCCGCCAGCAACAUCAUCUUCUCCAAUGGCGACCUGGACCCCUGGGCAGGAGGCGGGAUACGGAAGAACCUCAGUGCUUCCCUUGUGGCCAUCACCAUCCAUGGAGGGGCACACCACCUGGACCUUAGGGCAUCGCACCCAGAGGACCCCGCGUCCGUGGUGGCGGCCCGCAAGCUGGAGGCCUCGCUCAUCCGGGAGUGGGUGCAGGCGGCUGCACUCGAGCGUCCUUGAGCCUGGGCUGCCGAGGCCCUGGAGCAGCGUCUGCACCGUGUGACCGGGGCUUGGGGGGUGGCACAACCCUCUCCGUCCUGGGGACCCAUGUGGUAGGGGUCAGGCACAGCUCAUGAUCUGGGCUGAGCCACAUACCCAAUAAAGAGGACUCUACCUCAA
Molecule: messenger RNA, 1710 nt
Organism: Ochotona curzoniae (black-lipped pika)
Lineage: Eukaryota; Metazoa; Chordata; Mammalia; Lagomorpha; Ochotonidae
Gene: DPP7
Product: dipeptidyl peptidase 7
Exons: 12
Coding region: 22-1551 (509 amino acids)
Biological process (GO): proteolysis
Cellular component (GO): vesicle
Molecular function (GO): dipeptidyl-peptidase activity; serine-type exopeptidase activity
Source: RefSeq, a predicted model, not a curated record